CCCCCCCCCCCCCCUGUUGUUCAACUCGGUGUGUGUGUGUGACGCUUUAUUCAAGAUGAUGUUCAAACCCUCAUCGCCGCUCUUCUCGGGUCUUCUCUGGAAGAUCCCCUGGCGCAUCUCCGCGCCCCAGAAAGCCAGACAGCGGAAGCGGCUCCGCGCCGUCGACCGCGUCGUGGACACCGUGAGCGCCGCGCUGGCCCGGAGCGGCCAGACGGCCAAGCCCGUGACCCGGUGGUUCAACGAGAUGCCGCGCGAGGAGGAGAUGCUGCCCAAGGACAAGUACACCAUCUUCGACAAGAAGGAGAAGAAGUACCGGAAGGGGAUUCACAAGCUGCCCAAGUGGACGCGAGUCAGUCAGAGAGUCAACCCCCCUGGUUUCUAAACGAAGCCCGUCCUUUCGCUCGCACGCUGGAUUAUUGCGUAGCAUCCGCACGAGAAACAAGCACCCCUUACUACCGAACUCCUGUCUCGCACACAACGAGUUCGAGUCUUUACGCUGUAUUAUACACCAUCACAUUCCACCACCGUCCAUGUGGAUCACCCCUUUCCGAUAAAGAGGCUUUCGAGUUGAGGAAGACGGAGCACGGGGAAGGGCGACUAUCGGAGUUUUUAUCUUUUUUUGGCAACUGGGAGAUGACACAUCAUAACUGCAUUGGUAUUCCUUGAUAUUCACAAUGUUCAAUUUUUUCUCGCCUGAUACCGUACAUCCAUUAUGUUCGCAUCGCCCGAUUGAGCUGUGUGUUCGGUAUUUUCUCGACAGUGUAAAGAUAGGUGGACAUAUAGUCAUAUCAAAGAGAGACAGCUUGGAAAUAAGAAUAUGGCAAGAAAGU
Aspergillus japonicus CBS 114.51 is the source of this 830-nucleotide messenger RNA. RefSeq names its product mitochondrial 54S ribosomal protein mL60. The record is from RefSeq and is a predicted model, not a curated record. The coding region runs from base 56 to 382 and encodes 108 amino acids. Gene Ontology annotation, molecular function: structural constituent of ribosome. Gene Ontology annotation, cellular component: mitochondrial large ribosomal subunit. The transcript has 3 exons. Lineage: Eukaryota; Fungi; Ascomycota; Eurotiomycetes; Eurotiales; Aspergillaceae.